AUGGCCUCCCCCCACCUGGAUAUCCACGAGACAGAGUACCCAGAGGAGAGGGUGCGAGAGGAGUCCCGCGCGACGCCGGACGACCUCAACUGGAUACGCCGCAGCAAGACGCUGAAGCUGAACCCAGCUAAGUGCGCGCUCCUGGUUGAGCAGCUCCGCAGGAACACUGAAACAGCACAGGACAUAGGUUACAUUCUCGUGGACAUCCGCGGCUUUCGGUGCACUAAUGGGGACAACGUCUGGAGUAACGCCACAAAGCUCGUCUCGGCAGCUGUGUCUGCCGUGCCCCCGGUUCUCUUUCAAUGCUGUCACGGCUCGGGGAAAAAGGCGGGAAUAUUGCUGGUGUGUGGUCCGUCCAGUGCAACCGUACGGACCCGACUUGCUCCGGGGAUGUUCCUCGCCACCUCGUUGCUAGGCAUGCGCUCCUGCGUGAGCGCUGCUGGUGAAGUAACACACGCGGACAUCAUCCUCGCCAUGUCGGUGCUGCGUUCUCGAAUCUUGACGUCGUCCUUGCUGCGCUUAACGCGCCUCCGUCGACGUCUCAUGCGUGCUGCCGCCCAAGUUUGGUGGCUACAGUCAAUUUUCACGAGUCUGACGAGCGGGCCAUAUGGGCCCUCAAUAUUCAAUGGUGGGCAGCCGCAGUGCGUAAGCCACCGGCGACAAUUCAAGAAAUCGGACCUUCUCUGCAUCUCUCGUCCCCGUUCUGUUCUCAUGGCUCAGGAGGCAGACAUCGCUGACGAGCUGUACUCUGAACAGCCCUUGUUCAUCUCGUCUCGGUGCCCAUUGGCACCAGAACCCGAAGUCAAAUCACACGAAGAGGUCGUCGCCCCGGUUCGUGCGAUGGCACAGCAGAUGUUUAGCUCCGGUGCUUUGUCUGCUGCUUAUUACAUCGGGGACGCUCUGCAAAUUGCCCUUUGGCUGUUCAAGAAGCCGCUGGGUGUCCUCAUUUUUGGCAUGGGCCUGGCGGUCCUUUGCAAUUACGUUGUCGGGAAGAUCGGUGACAUGCUAUCCCCCGUCUGUUUGGUUCCGGUCAUCUCAACCACCCCGUUCUGCAUUCAUCGCACAACAUUCUCACCCACCGUGAACAAGGCGCCACACUCGGCGGAUCUGGACAAAUCGAUCGGGCUGCAUGGUAACUUUGGGGGCCUCCUAGAUACGAACGCGGACGCGGGCGACAUAGGUACGAAGCUCCUGCAGUCGGAGAUUGCGACGCGCGACCUGGUCACGCUCGUGCGUGUCAGUGACCUGCGCAGUCGUAACAUGCUCGCAGGAGCUCUGGUGCAGCUUGUGGAGGAUGCAAAGAGGACAGGAGAAGGAUUACAUAGUCUGAAUGCAACGAUCAACGGCGCAGUAGAACGCAUCACGGUCGUGAACGAUUACGCUAUGAGCACAAUGUCUGCCGCGACGGUCGAUGACAGUCCGUUGUCGUGGAUCGCUACCACUUUCUCGUUUUACUCCGGCACUCCGAAGGUCGUCAUUGUCCAGUCAUACAGAGAUGUAAUGGAAACACUGGCAGCGGAGACUGAGCGCGCGCUCCUGGAGGCAUCUAUCAGCGCCGCAAACCUCGAGAGGCUCCAAGAACACCUUUUCACAAUUCACGAAAUCUGCGUGAGGGAGGGACUCUCCCUGAGUGACGCGCGCGCAAAGCUGCUUUCCGAACUAUGGUCGGUUCUCGGAGGAAAUCGCGACGCGCUGCGCAAGGCUGAGGGACGACUUACCCUCCUUGCGGAAGUCGACCAAUAUACGUGGUUAUGA
Fomitopsis serialis is the source of this 1755-nucleotide messenger RNA. RefSeq lists its product as uncharacterized. NCBI's taxonomy places the organism in Eukaryota, Fungi, Basidiomycota, Agaricomycetes, Polyporales, Fomitopsidaceae. The record is from RefSeq and is a predicted model, not a curated record. The transcript has 7 exons. Bases 1 to 1755 code for a protein of 584 amino acids.